CCACAUGCUUAUCAUGCUCAUCAUCCUCACCAUACCGGGCUUCAGACAGCAUCUCAAUCUUCAUACAUAGGCUCGAAUGGACAGACAUUGCCACCAGGUUCUCUCUAUGCCGUGGCUUCUGGAAACUCAGCUACUGCUGCUGAAGCCCUUGGGCCGAGCCUUAAUCAACAGUCCGGUAUUGUAGUACAAGCUACAUCUGGCCAGGCCCCAAGGAUACAAAAUGGGCUCCCCAGCCCCUCUCCUAACAAGCGACCUGGCCGGCGUGCUAUGACUCCAGAGGAAGCUAAACAGCGGCGGCUACGCAACCUCUUCAAUGCCGUAUAUAAUUAUCAAGAGGUUCGCCUUGUGUAUUUGUAA
This is a messenger RNA of Protopolystoma xenopodis, 357 nucleotides long. NCBI's taxonomy places the organism in Eukaryota, Metazoa, Platyhelminthes, Monogenea, Polystomatidea, Polystomatidae. The record is from the annotation of a GenBank genome assembly.